Penicillium argentinense is the source of this 2847-nucleotide messenger RNA. RefSeq lists its product as uncharacterized. The coding region runs from base 1 to 2847 and encodes 948 amino acids. The transcript has a single exon. NCBI's taxonomy places the organism in Eukaryota, Fungi, Ascomycota, Eurotiomycetes, Eurotiales, Aspergillaceae. The record is from RefSeq and is a predicted model, not a curated record.
AUGCCGACAAAUCCGGCCGACUUUUUAAGAGAUGCUCACGUCUUCUCAAACAUCGGUAGACCACGCGGAGUGUCUCAGCAACCCGAACAUCGCCCAAUGCCUCCCAGCUCAGAGGCUCCCGUUAGCCCGCAGAAGCCAGGUGGAAAGAAGUCGACUCCGAGUCAGCCAAAGAAGCCGGCCUCUGGUGGAACACGCAAGGCCUCUCAGCAGACUGAGCAAAAGGCUUUGCCUCACAGCUCGAAGGCCCCUGUCAACCCGCGAAAGCCAGAAGAAAAACAAGUGCCUUCGAACCAGUCAAAGCCUGAAUCGAAAAGGAAACAACAGGCACAACUGGACAAGAAAAAACUCCAGCCAGCAAAAGAGCAGCCCAAGAGUCCCUCUGCUCACCAGAGUAUCCAAAGUGUGUCUCAGCCCCCCGGAGCUUCUGAAGGCGGCAAAGGCCCACCUCCCCAGCGCCCUCCUAAAGCCCAAGCUUCCUCGUCUGAGAGAAAGGCCCCCAAGGUCGCGUCGGUUACGAAGGCAGCGCCAACCCCUAAGGCCCCGACUGGUAUUCUCUUGGACCUUGGAGAUUUUGAACCCAAUACCCCUCCGACUAUUGGGUCUAUUGAUGCGAUUGCUAGCAGUCUGAUGAGCCCAUCUGCACAGCAGCUUGAAGGACUCGAGUUCCUGGAAGGAGUAAAGACCAAGAAACAAUACAUUGAUGAACUCAUUGAUCAGUACGAUGGUCAACUCAUUGAUGAGCAAACGGGCCAGCCGUUGUCUAAGGCCCAAUUUGCUGCCGCUCUUAGGCAUGCUUUUGGGAAUGUCAACGUCCGAGAGCCUACAUCACAGGAGCCAGUCCAUGCGCAUGCUCAAAUCCUGCAACCCGAAACGCCGGUGAAAGAACAAUCUCACCGAGGUAAGAAACCCAAAAGGGUAUCCUUCCAAGAUGAGGAUGAAGUUAUUAACUUCACACGCAAAGGAGGUCCUCAUACCCCUGUUUCCAGCCCACGAGCCCUGUCAAACGGCAGCUUUUCUGAGUACCGAUCUCCAGCCAACAUCUCAUCAUCUGGUGACGAGGCUGCAGGAUAUGCUGUGGACGAUAAUCUCUCUCCCAAGAAAUCAAGCCCAGAGCACUUGGCGCCGCAAUUGGAACUUUUGUCGAUCUCGGACCCUCUUCCAGGAUUGGGUUCGAAGAGACACCGGUCUGGGUCCAGCUCCGAUAUUGGCCCUUCGAAAUCAGGUAAAUUGCCAUCGCGUUUGAGCGACAUUGGAUCUAGAGAACGAGAGGGACUAACGAAGAGAAUCCUGAGUGAAGAGAUUCUCUCGAAAAUCCCCAGCAAGCUCAGAUCUCACGAAGGCAAGAGACAUCAGAUUGGAUUCGAAUCCUCAAGCACAGGUAAGACAGCCAAACUGGUUCUUGAAUGCCGCAAGGACAAAAAGAAGAAAGUUUGGAGCCAAAGGCUUGGAGUUGACAAGACACGUGCAGCAGGAACACCCGAGCCCAUCCGUGUUCGUUCAACUACUCCCGGUAGGGCCGACGAGGCCGUGUCGUUACUGGAUGAGAUGAAGCCGCUGGAUACGAUGAUGGGUCAAUACAAGGCCAAACAUAAGGAGAUAAUCUCCUCGAUCAGUGGUGAUGACGCGUCGAGUGUUUCUACUACAGGUAAGCUUGAUGUGGCCGUUCACACGCCCCCACGCUCGAAACUUGAUCCUUGUGCGUUUUUCUUUUCUCCCCACUCAGUGAACAGUUGUCUAACUGAAGAAGUGUCAGCGAGUGGUUCUCCAUCGAUGCGUCUGGCGCGAGUUCGAAAUGUGUUUGCUGUCGGCGAGACGCUCGAAAAGUACAGGGAGGCUCAUAAGAACCUGGUUAGUUCGGGCACCUCUGAGACCGUCCCUGAAGGGCACCGCGCCUCGACUGCUGCUCAUUCCUCCCUCGACAUGAACCUUGAGCCAGUUCUCUCGCGACGCUCUGGGAAUGAAGUUACUGGAGGUCAAUUAGAGCGAUUCGAAGACUUCAUGAAGAGACACAUAUCUGCAUCGACCAUCUCUGAGAAACAACCCUCCCCCGCACCACCAACGCCCCUCACUCUGGGGGUGCAAUCCAUUGACCGCGGAAACUUCGACAUGGCGCCUAUGAAUGAUCCUAUGGAGAUCGACUUCAUCACGAAACCGAAUUCCCGUGCUCAGAGCAGGGCCAUCACCCCAGGUCUGCAAACAAGCAUUUAUGCUACUGAUUCUGGUCGUGAGAGUGCUAAGCCUUCCGUGACUCCUACCAAGAGAACGUCAAUGGGAACAAUGGGUACGAACCCAAUCACCGAGGUAUUACACACCCCUGCAUUUGAAGUCCCUGUCUCUGUGGACCCUGCCUUUGUGGAAAGGCUCGUGGAGACACAGGCAAAGAUCAUGGAAAAACUUACUAACACGGCUGAGAUAAAGGGUCCAAAUGUUUUCGAUACCCAGUUAGGCAUGGGCCCUUCGAUGGGCAAGAAGGCGAAGCCCACUGCCCCGGAAACUGGCACCGACACGCCAAAAUGGCCAACUGUUCUGGGCGUCCCGUCUGGCAUGCGCCCUACGAUGGAAAAGCUAAUGAAGGCCGCUGACCCUGACACUAACGCUGAGAAGCCGAAGGGUCCAUUUGCUGUCAGUUUCCAGUCUGGCCCGCGUCGUCCUCCCAUGGACACAAAGAUCACGCCCGCCGGCACUGGUGCUGAACAGCCCAAGAUUCUGACCGUCCUCGGAGUCCAGUCCGGCAUGUGCCAUUCCUCAAUGGACACGAAGGUCAAGUCCACCGACGCUGACGAUGACAAGCCCAAGCGUCCGAUGGUCCUGGGCCCUCGGCCCUACCUUCCUAACCGUGGCCUGUGA